AUGGAUAACUUCUUUGUGGAUGAUUAUGCUAGAUUUACUGUCUUGGAUUCCCAAGGCAAGACUGCUGCUAUAGCCAACAGUAUGAAUUAUCUGACUAAGAAAGGAAUGUCCUCCAAGGAAAUCUAUGAUGAUUCUUUUAUUAGGCCAGUAACUUUUUGGAUUGUUGGGGAUUUUGAUAGCCCUUCUGGAAGGCAGUUGUUGUAUGAUGCUAUUAAACAUCAGAAAUCCAGUAACAAUGUUAGAGUAAGCAUGAUAAAUAAUCCUAGUGAAGAUAUAAGUUAUGAGAAAACUCGGAUCUCCAGAGCAAUCUGGGCUGCUCUCCAAACACAAACCUCCAACUCCGCUAAGAAUUUCAUCACAAAAAUGGCCAAGGAGGAGACUGCAGAGGCCCUGGCUGCGGGAACUGAUAUCAGGGAGUUCUCUGUUGGGGGCAUGGAUUUCAGUCUUUUUAAAGAGGUCUUUGAGUCUUCCAAAAUGGAUUUCAUUUUGUCUCAUGCCAUGUACUGCAGGGAUGUUCUAAAGCUGAAGAAAGGACAGAGGGCAGUGAUCAGCAAUGGAAGGAUCAUUGGGCCACUGGAGGACAGUGAAUUCUUUAAUCAAGAUGAUUUCCACCUCCUGGAAAAUAUCAUCUUAAAAACUUCAGGACAGAAAAUCAAAUCUCAUAUUCAGCAGCUUCGGGUAGAAGAAGAUGUGGCCAGUGACUUGGUAAUGAAGGUGGACGCUCUCCUGUCAGCUCAACCAAAAGGAGAUGCAAGAAUUGAAUACCAGUUUUUCGAAGACAGACACAGUGCAAUUAAACUGAAACCCAAGGAAGGGGAGACGUACUUUGAUGUCGUGGCUGUCAUUGACCCUGUCACCCGAGAAGCACAGAGACUCGCCCCAUUGCUUUUGGUUUUAACUCAGCUGAUCAACAUGAAUCUAAGAGUAUUCAUGAACUGCCAAUCUAAACUUUCCGACAUGCCGUUAAAAAGCUUUUACCGUUAUGUCUUGGAACCAGAGAUUUCUUUUACUUCAGACAAUAGUUUUACUAAGGGUCCAAUAGCAAAGUUUUUGGAUAUGCCACAGUCUCCUCUGUUCACUCUGAACUUGAACACACCUGAGAGUUGGAUGGUAGAGUCUGUCAAAACACCAUAUGACCUUGAUAAUAUUUAUUUAGAAGAGGUGGACAGCAUCGUGGCUGCUGAGUAUGAGCUGGAGUACCUGUUACUAGAAGGUCAUUGCUAUGACAUCACUACUGGCCAGCCCCCCCGGGGACUGCAGUUUACAUUAGGAACUUCAGCCAAGCCAGUCAUUGUGGAUACCAUUGUUAUGGCUAAUCUGGGCUAUUUUCAGUUAAAAGCCAACCCAGGAGCUUGGAUUCUCAGACUAAGAAAGGGACGUUCUGAAGAUAUUUACAGAAUCUACAGUCACGACGGUACAGAUUCUCCACCUGAUGCUGAUGAAGUUGUUGUUGUCCUCAACAACUUCAAGAGCAAAAUUAUUAAAGUGAAGGUUCAGAAGAAGGCAGACAUGGUGAAUGAGGACUUGCUGAGCGAUGGGACUAAUGAGAAUGAAUCUGGAUUUUGGGACUCCUUCAAAUGGGGCUUUACAGGAGGACAGAAGACCGAGGAAGUGAAACAAGACAAAGAUGACAUAAUUAAUAUUUUCUCUGUUGCAUCUGGUCAUCUCUAUGAAAGAUUUCUUCGCAUAAUGAUGCUAUCAGUACUGAAGAAUACCAAGACUCCUGUGAAAUUCUGGUUCUUGAAGAAUUAUUUGUCCCCCACGUUUAAGGAGUUUAUACCUUAUAUGGCAGACAAAUACAAUUUUCAGUAUGAGCUUGUUCAGUACAAGUGGCCCCGGUGGCUUCACCAGCAGACUGAGAAGCAGCGUAUCAUCUGGGGUUACAAGAUCCUCUUCCUGGAUGUGCUGUUCCCACUGGUUGUUGACAAGUUCCUGUUUGUGGAUGCAGACCAGAUUGUACGAACAGAUUUGAAAGAGUUAAGAGAUUUCAAUUUGGAUGGUGCUCCUUAUGGUUACACUCCUUUCUGUGACAGCCGCAGAGAGAUGGAUGGCUACAGGUUCUGGAAGUCAGGGUACUGGGCCAGUCACUUAGCUGGGCGAAAAUACCAUAUCAGUGCACUGUAUGUCGUGGAUCUGAAGAAGUUUAGGAAAAUAGCAGCUGGUGACAGACUCAGGGGACAGUACCAAGGACUGAGUCAGGAUCCUAACAGCCUUUCAAAUCUUGAUCAAGAUUUGCCCAAUAACAUGAUCCAUCAGGUGCCAAUUAAAUCACUCCCUCAAGAAUGGCUUUGGUGUGAAACGUGGUGUGAUGAUGCCUCUAAGAAAAGGGCAAAAACAAUUGAUUUGUGUAAUAAUCCAAUGACCAAAGAGCCCAAGCUGGAGGCUGCUGUUCGAAUUGUCCCAGAGUGGCAGGACUAUGAUCAGGAGAUCAAACAGCUACAGCACCGCUUUCAGGAGGAGAAGGAAAUGGGAGUGCUGUAUGGAGACAAGACAGCAAAGGAGGCAAGACGAGAAGGACCUCAGACCCAUGAGGAAUUAUGAUCUCCAGAGGAGGAUAGGAAAUCACACCAUUUGAAAAACACUUUUUCUAUUAAAUGCUAGUUUUUUCCAAUCUGUCUAUACAACUGCUGAUGAACCGACUGGGCAGGAGUGCUGCCCUUUCAUCCUGACUCCCGCGGGCUGACAGCUCUGGAUCUCUGGGGUUAAGGCUCGCUACUAGAUUCCAACCUCAGAGGAAGACAAGGAACUGAUCUCUGGGGGACUCUAUGAAGAGCAGGCCUCUCACCAGAAGAGAAGAUGGCAAAAGCAACUGGAAGAAGAACAAGCCCACAUGUGCUGCAGUGUCACACGAGGCCACUAACCGGAGCCGCCGUGUCCUUCCUUACCUCAGUCCGCGGGGAGGCGCAGCGGAGCUCCGUCUGCAGCCGGGGCCACCCGUCCGGGCGGAUAGUGGAUGGGGCGGUGGCGGCUGUCCGAGCAUCACCGGGUUUGCGUCGGUGGGCUCUGUGCCCUUCCCCAGCAUCAGGUUCAUUGUUAAAUUGAAACCCAACGAACAAUCAUGUGUUUCAGGCUAAGCUCGGGGCAAAUUAAUUUGGGGAGAGGAUGGGGGUGGAUUGGGGUGAGGGUCGGGAAAAUAGCAGCAGUAGGAGGGCUCUGGAGUGUUGGGGGUGGGGUCAUGAGGAAAACCAGAAAUUGGCCGUUCUGUUUUAUAAACCGUCAGAACCAUUGUGACUAAUAUGAAAUGAAGACAUUAUUCUUAUUCUGCACCCAGCCCCAGUGAACUUUUUAAGUAAUUGUUUUGUAAGCAAUUUUUGUAUUUGCAAGUCUCUGCUUUCUCUUCCCACUUUCUUAAAAGAAGUCUGUUAUUUCCUUACUGGAUACA
Messenger RNA from Odocoileus virginianus texanus, 3382 nucleotides. NCBI's taxonomy places the organism in Eukaryota, Metazoa, Chordata, Mammalia, Artiodactyla, Cervidae. The record is from RefSeq and is a predicted model, not a curated record.